This is a messenger RNA of Beta vulgaris subsp. vulgaris (sugar beet), 724 nucleotides long. RefSeq lists its product as uncharacterized. The record is from RefSeq and is a predicted model, not a curated record. NCBI's taxonomy places the organism in Eukaryota, Viridiplantae, Streptophyta, Magnoliopsida, Caryophyllales, Amaranthaceae. The coding region runs from base 150 to 518 and encodes 122 amino acids. The transcript has a single exon.
CCUCCCACCCUCAUUUCAUACCCCUACUAAACAUUACAUUUUUCCUCUCUCUUUUCCCCCCUUCUUUUUCUUCCCCCUUUCUCCAACUUUUUUGGUACAUUAUUUGAUUUCCUACUCAAAAAAAAAAAAAGGUCCAUAUUAUAAAAAGAAUGGCAACUAUUUUUAAGAGAAAUAAUAGUUUUGGUUACACUAUGAUGGAAAAAGAAGACCCAGAAGAUAAACAUCAUAGAAAGGCGCAAUUUUUGAUUUACAAGACAUUGAAGCAAGUUGAUCAAGUAAUAGUGAAGAAAUCAUCAAGACCAUCUUGGUUAAGAUUGAGAAUAUGCAAAUUGAAGAUUAGAAUUGGUAAGAAAUUAUUGAAGCUAAGAAAGACUAUAUUGGUUAAUAUGGUUAAAACUAAGAUGGGUGUUUGUAAACAUGUUAUGGGUCAUCUUAAGAACUUUAAACGUUUGUUUCGAGUUGGUGGCCGACACGGUGGUGCCGCUAUCGGCCACCUUCCUCAGCCUUUGUUCACUUGAUUAUUUUCUUCAAUAAAAAUGGAUCACAAACUUAUGGUAAUUAAAUGUCCAAUGUAUGAGAUAAGUUCACCUUUUCUUUUCUUUUCUUUUUUCUUUUCUCUUCAUUGAAUGAGAAAAGUUACUACAUGGAAAAUCCAAUUACUUGUAAGAGAAAGGAUUAAUUUGCUCAAUUUCUCUGUUAAUUAUAUAUACACAAAUUAUAUUAA